Glossina fuscipes is the source of this 1854-nucleotide messenger RNA. RefSeq lists its product as uncharacterized. The record is from RefSeq and is a predicted model, not a curated record. Bases 1098 to 1688 code for a protein of 196 amino acids. Gene Ontology annotation, cellular component: extracellular region. Gene Ontology annotation, molecular function: chitin binding. The transcript has 4 exons. NCBI's taxonomy places the organism in Eukaryota, Metazoa, Arthropoda, Insecta, Diptera, Glossinidae.
UAUCUUAUUUUAAUUUUCUACCAGAGAAAUAUUAUAACCUUGUUAAUGAGAACUUGAAUUGAAAGUGCCCACAAACGUAUUAAACUAUAUAUAUAUAUAUAUAAAAGGUCAUUUCGAUUAAAUAUUCACCAAUCGGCGCGAAUAAAUAAGAAAAUAUAUAUCGAAUGAAAAAAAAAAUUUCCAAAAAAUUACAAAAUAAAACAAAAAAAAAAGAAGUAAAAUCAAAACGAUAAAAUAGUCUACAUAACCGGUUUAAGCUCAAGUACCUAUGACAUCUAUAAAUACGUAUGCGUAGUAUCAGCGAUUUUGAGCAACUUCCCAAAUUAUCGGCAAAAUAUACAGUAGUGAGAGGUGACGCGCGUUAAAAGAAUCACUGAAUAUCAUCAGCUUUCGGUUAAACUACAACAUUUCUUUCUCUUCAUCUCGCUCUCGCUCUCGCUCUCUCUCUCGUACUCUCGUACUCUGCGCGCUGAACACAGCGUUCAAUUCAGAGACCGACAAUGUGUGAGAAUCAUGAUUAAGCGGUAUUUUGACUAUUAUGGGCACAUACACAUCUUAUCCAAAAAAAAAAGAAAAUAAAAAAAAUAGACGACAACAAUACCUGAUUUGAGAGCCAGUGUAGUCGCCGCCUCAAUUGACUAAAACAAUUUCGGCUUGAAAAUAUCUAACGUUUCUAGCCUUUGACAACAUUAAACUGUUUUUCUUUGCCGUUGUUGUUGUUAUUGUUGUUGUUGAAUUACUUGUUUUUAGUUUUCCGCAGACUCAUUUUUAAGUUUUAUUGCAUAAUUCCUUAUGUUGACUAUCGGCGGUGUGUGCAUUUUGCUUUUUUUCAUUUCUAAAGAAAAAUUUUACAUUAAUACAAUAGUCUUUAUUAUUAGACGUUAACUUAAUUGUGAAAGAAAAUAUAUUUUAUGUUGAAUUUUUCCUCUUUUACGCACACACAUUAAGGCAAUUUUUUUUUUUUGUUUUUUUUUUUUUUAUUUUUAAUUACAACACAUCCAGCUUUAUAUAGCAUACUGGGUUAAUUGCCUUCGGGAAGUUAAUAAAUUAGCAGAAAAAAAACAAAACAAAAAAAAACAAAUUUUUUAUUAAACAAAAUGCUACCGAGGAUAUCUACGAUAUUGUUUAUCAUUGUUGGAUUUCUUUUAAUUACCGAUUGUCGAGAGACGAUACGUGCAAAAAGAGCCAAACGACCACGAGCCCCGGAACCGAUUCGCUUUGAGCCUGAACCACAACAAGAUUUGGAAAAUGAUGAUAGCGGUAGCCAAGAGAAAGAUAUACCAGAAAUUCCCACCAAUUUUUUGAGUCCUUCCGUGCGAGAGUAUUUGGAAUUGGGAAAAUCAAUACCAGGUCGCCCAGGUGUUGAUUAUCCUAUUUUAUCUGCCAUACCAUAUACAAACUUUUAUUGUGACGAACAACUUUAUCCGGGUUUCUUUGCUGACAUGGAAACCAGAUGUCAAGGUUGGCAUUAUUGUGAUAUUGAUGGACGUCAAGCGUCCUUUCUAUGUCCAAAUGGCACACAAUUCUCUCAAGCUGUAUUCGUUUGCGAUUGGUGGUUUAAUGUACGCUGUGAUCUCUCGCCACGUCUCUAUGCUAUAAAUGCUCGUCUCUAUCAACGUCCGAAAGUUAAUCCUACACGUCCUCAUCGCAUCAUCACUAAGGAAUUGAUUGAUGAUAUUUUCAAUUAAAAAAAACUUCAAAGACAUCCGUCUCAUUCGUAAAUAUUGGAACUCACUAUUAGAUUAAACACGCUACGUGUUUUCAUCUCAUUGAUUUAACAGAAGUAAUAGUAGUAGUAGCAGUAGCAGUUGUAGCACUAGUAGUAGUAGCAGUAGCACUAGUAGCAGUAGCAGU